AUGUCCAAAGUUCGAUCCGUUGGCGAAGAGGUGUGGAAGCACAAGACCGAUAAAAUCAAUUCAGAACUCUUGACUCUAACGUAUGGUUCUAUAGUUGCCCAGUUGGUGGCCGACUUCGACCACGACUAUGCCAAAGUCAACAAACAACUGGACAAAAUGGGCUAUAAUAUUGGACUGCGACUGAUUGAAGAACUUUUAGCGAAAACAGGACUACCAAGAUGUCAAAAUUUCCGCGACACAGCUGAAGCAGUGGCGAAAGUCGGCUUCAAAAUGUUUAUGAAUAUCACACCUACCAUUUCGAACUGGUCGGUAGACAGCAAGCAGUUCAGUUUAGUAUUCACAGAAAACCCGCUGGCCGAGUUUGUGGAGCUUCCUGACAAGCCCAAUGCCCGUGAUCUCUGGUAUUCGAAUAUCUACGCCGGCGUGAUUCGGGGCGCCCUGGAAAUGGUCCAACUACAAGUGGAGGCUGAGUUUGUGAGCGACGCAGUUCAGGACCCUUCGCUGCCUACAGAGAUUCGCGUUCGUUUGGUUAAAGUACUCGAAGAUGAGAUCCCGCCGGGAGAAGAUUGA
Wickerhamiella sorbophila is the source of this 570-nucleotide messenger RNA. RefSeq names its product Trafficking protein particle complex subunit BET3. Bases 1 to 570 code for a protein of 189 amino acids. The record is from RefSeq and is a predicted model, not a curated record. Gene Ontology annotation, biological process: intra-Golgi vesicle-mediated transport; endoplasmic reticulum to Golgi vesicle-mediated transport. The transcript has 2 exons. Lineage: Eukaryota; Fungi; Ascomycota; Dipodascomycetes; Dipodascales; Trichomonascaceae. Gene Ontology annotation, cellular component: TRAPP complex; cytosol; cis-Golgi network membrane.